AACUCCAACAACUAAGCAUGAAAGCUAGGAAUUCUUUGCCUGAGUUUCAAGGCCCUUCAAAUUGCUUCAAGGUCAUACUUCCCCCAACACUUGAAGCUAAGAUGCUGGUCGAGUAUCCGAUUAGUGAUGGUGAAGAGCCAGAAAGUGGCAGGCGGAACUUUGGACAUCAGAACAACAUGGAAAGUGAUGAAGAACAGUCUGUGGAGAUAUUGGGUUCUACAACUCCAAAUUCAUCUUUCAGGACUUCGGGAAACAAUUUUAAAGAUAAAAGUAGAAGGGCAGGGCCAUCUCGCAAUGUUUACUCUCCAACGCAUAAAAAUGAACCAAGAAGAGCUACACGACAAGCUGGGAAACAGGCAGUGGAUAAACGAAAUCAACUUGAUCAUCAAGAGUUCUAUGGUUUCCUUGGAAAAUUGGGGAUUUCUAUCAGUGAAGCAUGUAGAGAGCACUCCUUGCAGCCAGAUUGUUCAAGCCAAGCAAUCAUUCAUUCUUGGUUGUUUUGAGUGCCUCUUAGUUAAGAAAUAAAUAUGUGUGUUUGAGUAGAGAAGUGAAACAGAUCAAAAUACAAGAUUGUGACGGAAAAGAGUGGCCGGUGAGUAUCAAAUGGCUAGGGUGUGCGAGACUGAUAAGAGGAGGUUGGCAAAAAUUUCAACGAGAAGAAUUUGGAGGAAGGAGACAUUUGUGUCUUUGAGCCAAUGAGAGAGAAAGAGAAACGAUGAUUUUAUUAUGAAAGUUUUAGUACGUAAAAUUAAUCCAUAAUAAA
This is a messenger RNA of Pistacia vera, 763 nucleotides long. RefSeq lists its product as uncharacterized. NCBI's taxonomy places the organism in Eukaryota, Viridiplantae, Streptophyta, Magnoliopsida, Sapindales, Anacardiaceae. The record is from RefSeq and is a predicted model, not a curated record. The coding region runs from base 18 to 503 and encodes 161 amino acids. The transcript has 4 exons.